This is a messenger RNA of Penicilliopsis zonata CBS 506.65, 1926 nucleotides long. RefSeq lists its product as hypothetical. NCBI's taxonomy places the organism in Eukaryota, Fungi, Ascomycota, Eurotiomycetes, Eurotiales, Aspergillaceae. The coding region runs from base 1 to 1926 and encodes 641 amino acids. The record is from RefSeq and is a predicted model, not a curated record. The transcript is spliced from 2 exons.
AUGGCAGCCCUCCACGAGGCAUUACAAUGCCUCCAACCGACGAGCUGGGAGGAAAUCCCCAAAGAACACGACAAGCUGCGAGGCAUGCUACGCGAGCUAUUCGGCCAGGCGCGGGUGAUUGUUGAUUCAGUCCCGGAGGAGCCGGAAAAGAAAACAUCGAAUACAAAGACGAAUACGAAUACCGACCUACAAAAAGAGUGGGGGAAGCCGCUCAAGGUCAACUCCAAGGAGAACCCGCUCGGAAUCCCAUUGUACAAGCUUACGGGGGCGGAUGGCAAGGGCACCUGGUUUGCCCGUCGGAGUGUGCACGAGGGAUUGCCCUUUUCCGUGUGGAAGAGCAAGAUCGCGAGCGAGAUCGCCGAGACGUUACGUGGGAACACGGCGCGGAAGGAACAGGGCCUCCCGCCGGACUAUGCGGUGCGGGGGAUCGGGGCGGAGAGAAAGCUCGAGGAUAUCGAGGUGAUGGACGAUGAGAAUAGAGAUGGGAAUGGUGACGGUGACGGUGGGAAUGAGGGUGCCACCCUCGCUCGGCUGGAGCUGUACCAUGUUUCUGUGCAGUUCCCGCGUCCCACGACCUCCAGGGACUUUGUGCCGCUCGUCAUCAGCUCGGAGAUUGGUUUGAACGGGUCGGAUGUCACGGCGGGCAAGGGCAGGUCACUCAUCAUCCUCUCCAAACCGUGCCGCCAUGGUGACGUCCCCCCGGACGAGCGGUAUAUCCGUGGUCAGUACGAGUCUGUCGAGAUUAUCCGGGAGAUCCCUCGGUCUUCUGCUGCGAAGACUGAGCCGAUGAAUCCCGUCGAAUGGAUCAUGGUCACCAGGAGUGAUCCGGGUGGGAAUAUCCCGCGAUGGAUGGUGGAAAAGGGAACCCCACGGAGUAUCCUCACUGAUGCUGCCAAGUUUGUUCAGUGGGCAAGCCAAGACGACAAGGCGAGCCGAGACGACAAGAGUGAUGACCAUUCUACUGGUGACAUUGAACCCAAUCUCAGGGAAGAAAUAGAAAAGGGAAACGGAGUCCAGGCCCGAGACGAAGUCAAAGAAGAAGAAGAAGAGGACGGCGAUGAGAAUCCACCCGCACACACCGGACUGAUCGCCAGCGUCGCCCAUCUACUCAACAUGGGGGUUGAUAAAUACGCUCCGCAGGCAGUACGCGACUACAUCCCCCAUUUCACAUACGACUCGUUCGAAAGCGAGUCUGACGACAAUUCGACGAGCGAACCCAUUUCCGACAAUGAUUUUGCAGAGAAGGCGCCAUCCUCCCAAAUCAAGGUCGAGGAAAAGUGCGCCGACGAAGAGACAGAUUCGCACACCUCGGUCUCUCUAGCCUCGGACAUCCACGAGGAGCAUAUUUCCCCCCUGGACCUGAUCCAGCAGAACAAGAACGGCGGCAAGCUGUCCUCGCGGGAGAAAGAGCUUGCCAAGCUGGCGCUGCGCAAGCGCGAGGUCGAGUCCCGGCUGGACAGUCUACGCUCGGAGAUCGAAGCCCUGCACAUACGACCAACAUCCGACACGGAUCUCAAGACCGACAAACCGUUUACGGAGAGUGAUCACCCGAGCACUGUGAGUAGCAGCAACGGGCAAAGCAGCAGCAGCACGGCGACGGCCGAGCAGCGAACCGCGCCCCAAGAUGCCAUGCAACUCCACAAGGCAGCCUCGAGCAUGCUGCGCGAGGAAUCCAAGCUCUUCAAGCAGCUGCGCAAGAUCGAAGCGAGCCAGCUGCGGGUCGCGGCCAAGAUCGAGGCGCGGCAACGCAAACGUACCGCGCGCGACGAUAAGCACCGCUCCCGCUCCGAGGUCGACGCCCUGCGCCAGGAAGUCCACGGUCUAAAGAGGGAGGUCGAGAAGUUGCGUGCCGAGCGCCGGCAUUGGCUUGAUCUCGUCGCUUCCUUGCAGGCAGAGAACUCCAGGCUAGUUUCUGUGGCGCAAUAG